UGCAAGUCGCUGGUGCUGCGGUGGUUGGAGUCUGUGCUCGGGCCUGAGCCUCGAGGCCAGGCUCCUGGGUGUCGUUAAUGUUCGGGGCCGCCGGGCGCCAACCGAUCGGAGCUCCAGCCGCCGGGAACAGCUGGCAUUUCAGUCGGACCAUGGAAGAGCUGGUUCACGACCUGGUGUCCGCCUUGGAGGAGAGCUCGGAGCAGGCCCGAGGCGGGUUCGCGGACCCGGGGGACCACCGCAGCCUGUCCUGCGCCCUGAAGCGCCAGGCGCGGAAACGCAGGGGGAGGAAGCGGAGGUCGUGCACCGCUCACCACGCGUGGGAGGCCGCGCACUGCCCCAGCGAGGGCUCCGACUCCAGCCUGGACGAGCCCAGCAAGGACUACCGGGAGAACCCCCCCAGCCACAAAAAGGACCACAGUGACUCCGACGACCAGAUGCUGGUGGCCAAGCGCCGGCCGUCGUCCGGCCUGAACAGCUCCGUGCGCGGGAAGAGGCCCCUGUGGCCGGAGGCCGACUUCGCGGCCGACGCCCUGGGGAGCAGGACCCUGCGCAGGAGGCGGAAGGUGAAGCGCAUGGCCCUGGACCUCCCGCCCGACGUGGCCAGCAAGCGGCCCGCGGCGCCGCCCCCCGACGGCUGCAGGGACCAGGACAUGGACGACGACAGGGCCUUCCAGUGCCAGGAGUUUGCCAGGAGCAAAGUCAGGAAAAGGAAACUGCGGAUCAUUCGACAAGGCCCCAAGACCCAAGACGAGGGAGUCGUUUUGGACAGCGAGGAGGUGAGCCAGACCAGUAAGGACAAAAUGGAAUACGAAGAGCAAAAGGUCUCCGAUGAGCUCAUGAGCGAAAGCGAUUCCAGCAGUCUCAGCAGCACUGAUGCUGGCUUGUUUACCAAUGAUGAGGGAAGGCAAGGUGACGACGAGCAGAGCGACUGGUUUUACGAGAAGGAGUCCGGCGGCGCGUGUGGCAUCACAGGCGUCGUGCCCUGGUGGGAAAAGGAGGAUCCGACCGAGCUGGACAAAAAUUUACCAGACCCCGUCUUUGAAAGUAUCUUAACUGGUUCUUUCCCCCUAAUGUCGCAUCCCGGGAGAAGAGGUUUCCAAGCUAGACUCAGUCGUCUUCAUGGAAUGCCUUCCAAGAAUAUUAAAAAAUCGGGAGGGACCCCUACUUCAAUGGGGACCACUCCAGGCCCCGUGAGUAACAAGCGGAUGGUCCACUUUUCCCCGGAUUCUCAUCACCACGAACACUGGUUUAGCCCCGGGGCCAGGACAGAGCACGGCCAGCACCAGCUUCUGCGGGAUAACCGACCUGAACGAGGACACAAGAAAAACUGCUCCGUGAAAACGGCCAGCAGGCAGACAAGCGUGCAUCUAGGGUCCUUAUGCACCGGAGAUGUCAAACGGAGGAGGAAAGCAGCACCUUUGCCGGGACCUCCUGCAGCAGGGUUUGUCGGAGAAAACGCCCAGCCCAUCUCCGAAAACAACAUAGGGAACCGGAUGCUGCAGAACAUGGGCUGGACGCCCGGCUCGGGCCUCGGACGCGACGGCAAGGGGCUGGCUGAGCCCAUUCAGGCCGUGCAGCGCCCCAAAGGCCUGGGGCUGGGGUUCCCUCUUCCGAAGAGCCCCCCCGCAGCGCCCACCCCCGCGGCCCCCGCGGUCCCCGCCUCGGGAAAACCCGCCUGA
Messenger RNA from Molossus molossus (Pallas's mastiff bat), 1679 nucleotides. It is a transcript of the gene GPATCH2, whose product is annotated as G-patch domain containing 2. Lineage: Eukaryota; Metazoa; Chordata; Mammalia; Chiroptera; Molossidae. Gene Ontology annotation, molecular function: nucleic acid binding. The coding region runs from base 78 to 1679 and encodes 533 amino acids. The transcript is spliced from 10 exons. The record is from RefSeq and is a predicted model, not a curated record.